This is a messenger RNA of Protopolystoma xenopodis, 279 nucleotides long. The record is from the annotation of a GenBank genome assembly. NCBI's taxonomy places the organism in Eukaryota, Metazoa, Platyhelminthes, Monogenea, Polystomatidea, Polystomatidae.
UCUGCUUUGAGCCCCUCACCUCUGACAAGUGCCAGUCCCUAUGCUGGUUGGUUAUCAGACGAAGCAAUCUGUUUGGCAGUUGAGGCUGCUACAUCUAACGACACUAACGAUAGCGAGAAUGCCACUACCAGCUAUCAACUGCGACAAGUCACUCAGGCCUGGCUACGGCGGCCUGAAGUCGCGGAGCUCGUUAAUCUGGCAGUAGCAUGGGAAACGCUUGAAGCCAAUAUGAAACAGCCUCACAUUAAGGGUGGUUCCAAUUUGCCUCUUUCUGAGUAG